GGUACCCUUUCGCGGGGUCUCACCGAGAAUUCAGCAGCACAAACCGCCGUGAAGGCGUCCAGAUUCUGGAAUCUUCGAAGCGUGUCGCGCGCCCUCCCCAAUUUUUAUACGGGCGGGUUCCAUCCAGGCCAUCGUCGUGGUUUUGCUGUCGGAUCGAAUUCCUCCGGUCCUCCCCCCUCUUCAUACUCUGCGCUCGCGGAUCCACCUCGGCUCGCUGCUCGCAGGUAAUGGUGCUUGCUUGAUUCCGCGUUCAAUUCUGUCGUGAUUUAGGCCCUAGUUGUUUUGUGGGGCGGCCGAUUCCCCUUCCCCCCCCCCCCCCCCCCCCCCCCCCUUCUUCCCGAUUUUUCUGCCUCCCGGAAUUUUCUGGAAGCUCCGCGACCCCGGUCCGCUCGGCUCCCUCCCCGAUUCAGCGUUCACCCCCCGCCGAUUUCCCUACCUGUCCGCCCGACCUCCCUGCCCGCUCGCCUCCCUAGCGUCCCCCAAUAACAUCGACUGCAGCCUCCGACCACCCCCGCCUGAGGCCACAGGUGCGGCGGUACGUCCGGGCCCUCAGAUCCGAAGGAGUCGUGGCGGUGCGAGUGGCGGGACCAGCAGCUUGUUUCGCCUCGAAGAACUGCAAGAUGUCUGCCAAUGUUGGGGAAUCGACGAGCGUUGGCAGCGGUGGUGACGCAGCUGGGGGGAGCUUCGAGUGCAAUAUCUGCUUUGAGUUGCCACAAGAGCCAAUAGUAACUCUAUGUGGUCACCUGUUCUGUUGGCCUUGCCUCUACAGGUGGCUGCACAUGCAUGCGCACACACCAGAGUGCCCCGUGUGCAAGGCCAUUGUUGAAGAAGACAAGCUUGUUCCCCUUUAUGGCCGUGGCAAGGACCGUGUUGACCCAAGGUCAAAGAACACGCCUGGAGCUGACAUUCCUCACCGCCCAGCUGGCCAGAGGCCUGCAACAGCUCAACAGGCUGAUCCUAACAACAAUUUUAUGAAUGCGCAUGCAAACCAAUGGUUCAUGGGCAUGGGCACGGGAGUCCCGUUGGCAAAUGCACGGUGGGGCAACUAUGCGUUUUCGGCUGCAUUUGGGGGCCUGUUCCCUAUGCUUAACUUCCAAAUGCAUGGAUUUGCCGAUCCAACUGCUUAUGCCCAGCCUGCUGGUUUUCACUAUGGGUAUGGCCAUGGACAUGGAUUCCAUGGUGGGCAUAUGGGGCAUGCCCAUGGCGUCCCCCGCCAAGGUCCGCUUGGACAACAGCAGCAAGCAGACGUCUACCUAAAGGCCCUACUCCUCAUGGUUGGAGUUCUUGUGAUUGCAAGUCUCCUUGCAUUUUAAAGUUGUGGGUAGCUUCACUUCAUGAUGGUGUUUGGUAAGAGCUGUCAGAUUAUCUUCUUGGUGCCGUGGCUUAUCUUUGGGCCAAAUGUGACAUAGUUGAAUGUUCGUAUGAGAUGUUUGUUAAGUAUCUGUAUUUAGAUCUAGAUAAGGCUCUACAUACAGCAUUUAUGUGCUAUUAGGAUAAACCUGGCAUAACUUUUGUAGUUCUCGCGUGUUUGAAGAAUGCGAUGUACAAUUACUGUGAUAUACAAUUAUUUGGAGGUCAUCUCCUUGUGUAUUUACCUGUAUCCUGUCAUCCUGUGGCCUACAAGUUUGAAAAGGAAAUGGGAAGACAAUUUUAAGUUUCA
Brachypodium distachyon (stiff brome) is the source of this 1660-nucleotide messenger RNA. Its product is annotated as E3 ubiquitin-protein ligase RNF185. The transcript is spliced from 2 exons. Bases 621 to 1313 code for a protein of 230 amino acids. The record is from RefSeq and is a predicted model, not a curated record. Gene Ontology annotation, molecular function: ubiquitin-like protein conjugating enzyme binding; ubiquitin protein ligase activity. NCBI's taxonomy places the organism in Eukaryota, Viridiplantae, Streptophyta, Magnoliopsida, Poales, Poaceae. Gene Ontology annotation, biological process: ubiquitin-dependent protein catabolic process. Gene Ontology annotation, cellular component: endoplasmic reticulum.